AUGGCCAGCAAGAGGAAGUCUACCACACCGUGCAUGAUCCCUGUGAAGGCAGCGGCACUGCAGGGGGCCAGUGGUGAGGCCCAGCCCUCAGAGACUGUGUCCCAAGGGCCCCAGCAGGAUCUCCCCCCUGAAGCACCUGCUGCUAGCAGUGAGGUGACCCAGAAUACCAGCAGCACCGAUAGCACAGUGCUGGCCAACGGGCAUCGGAGCACAUUGGAUGGGUACUCGUAUUCCUGCCAAUACUGUGACUUCAGAUCCCAGGAUGUGACCCAGUUUGUGGGACAUAUGAACUCAGAGCACACAGAAUUUAACAAAGACCCAACUUUUCUAUGCACUGAAUGCAGUUUUCUGGCAAAAACCCCCGAGGGACUUUCCCUACACAAUGCCAAGUGUCACUUGGGGGAAGCUAGCUUUGUGUGGCAUGUGGCCAAGCCAGACAAUCAUGUCAUUGUGGAGCAGAGUGUCCCUGAGAAUACCAGCAGUCCUGACCUAGCAGGGGAACCCAGCACUGAGGGUACUGACGGACAGGCCGAAAUCAUCAUUACCAAAACUCCAAUCAUGAAGAUAAUGAAAGGCAAAGCUGAAGCCAAAAAAAUCCACACGCUCAAGGAGAACAUCCCCAAUCCACCCGUUGGUGAGGGCUUACCAAACCCCUCAGCUGGGGAAGCAGAGGUGAAAGUGGGGGACCAUGCCUUCAUCAACGGAGCAGUUCCAGUCAGCCAGGCAUCUGCUAUCUCCACAAAACACCCCCAUGUAGCCAGCGAGCCCCUGGUAGGGACCGUCCCAGUUUUGCCGGCGGGUAUAACACAGUUUCUCUCCCUCCAGCAGCAGCCCCCAGUGCACCCCCAGCACCACGCCCAGCAGCCGCUGCCCACGUCCAAGUCCCUGCCCAAAGUGAUGAUCCCCCUGAGCAGCAUUCCAACAUACAAUGCGGCCAUGGACUCCAACAGCUUCCUGAAAAACUCCUUCCACAAGUUUCCCUACCCAACCAAAGCCGAGCUCUGCUAUCUGACCGUAGUGACCAAGUAUCCAGAAGAACAGCUCAAGAUCUGGUUCACAGCCCAGAGGUUGAAGCAGGGAAUUAGCUGGUCCCCUGAGGAGAUUGAGGAUGCCCGGAAAAAGAUGUUUAACACAGUCAUUCAGUCUGUGCCUCAGCCCACCAUCACCGUGUUAAAUACUCCCUUGGUCGCCAAUGCUGGCAACGUCCAACAUCUCAUCCAGGCUGCUCUCCCAGGUCAUGUCGUGGGACAGCCAGAGGGCUCAGCAGGAGGACUUCUGGUCACUCAAUCACUGAUGGCCAAUGGGUUGCAAGCGACAAGUUCAUCUCUCCCCCUGGUUACGUCUGUUCCCAAACAGCCCACCGCUGCACCUGUUAACACUGUGUGUUCAAAUACAUCAUCAGCCUUGAAGGUGGUGAACGCAGCCCAGUCGCUCCUCACAGCGUGUCCCAGCAUAACCUCCCAAGCCUUCCUUGAUGCGAGCAUCUACAAAAACAAGAAAUCUCAUGAGCAACUGUCAGCUCUUAAAGGGAGCUUCUGUCGGAACCAGUUCCCGGGACAGAGUGAGGUAGAGCAUCUGACCAAAGUGACCGGCCUCAGCACCAGAGAGGUGCGGAAAUGGUUCAGCGAUCGGCGCUAUCACUGCCGGAACCUGAAGGGUUCCAGACCCAUGAUGCCCAGCGACCAUGGCACCAUCAUCAUGGACAACGUCCCAGAGGUGCCCUUUGCCUUGCCCCCCAAGGCCCCUGAGGCAACCUGCGUCUCGACAGCAGCCACACUAGUGCCCCACCCUUCUGCCAAACGCCAGUCCUGGCACCAGACCCCUGACUUCACACCAACCAAAUACAAGGAGAGAGCCCCCGAGCAGCUCAGAGUCCUGGAGAGCAGCUUUGCACAAAACCCUCUUCCUCUUGAUGAUGAACUGGACCGCCUGAGAAGUGAAACCAAAAUGACCAGGAGAGAAAUUGACAGCUGGUUUUCAGAGAGACGAAAAAAAGUGAGCGCUGAGGAGAUGAAGAGGGCUGAUGAGUGUGUCCCUCGGGAGGAAGAGGCAGCAGCGGAGGACGAGGGUGGCGAGGAUGAGCCGGCCAGUGACCUGAGUGUCUCUGGUGAAAACGGCUCCCUGGAAGGCUCGAGCAGCCAAUCCCUGACAGAGCGCAAAGUCAGCCCCAUCAAAAUCAACCUCAAGAACCUGAGGGUCACGGAAGCCAAUGGCAAAAGCGAGCUUCCAGGGCUGGGCCUCUGUGACCCCGAAGACGAUGGCUCAUGCAAGCUGGUGGAGCAGCCCCCAGGCAAAGUGAGCUACAAGAAGUCAGCCCAGCAGCGGCAUGUGCUGCGGCAGCUGUUUGUCCAGACCCAGUGGCCCAGCAACCAGGACUAUGAUUCCGUCUUGGCCCAGACGGGUCUGCCGCGCUCAGAGGUCGUGCGCUGGUUCGGGGACAGCAGAUACGCCCUGAAGAACGGCCAGCUCAAGUGGUACGAGGACUACAAGCGGGGCAACUUCCCACCUGGGCUGCUGGUCAUUGCCCCUGGCAACCGGGAGCUGCUGCAAGACUAUUACAUGUCGCACAAGAUGCUGUACGAGGAGGACCUGCAGAGCCUCUGUGACAAGACCCAGAUGAACUCCCAGCAGGUCAAACAGUGGUUUGCUGAGAAAAUGGGCGAGGAAACCCGGGCUGUGGCAGACACGGGCAGUGAGGAGCAGGGCCCCAGCACAGGAGAGCACACGGCUGUUCACAAAGGGCUGAGUGCUGCCUCUUCAGAGGAGCACAGGGAGUCAUGGGAUCCCACUGCCCCGGAGGCCAGCUCUGAGCCCUGUGACACCUCAAGUCCCCAGGCUGGACUUCAGCUAGGUAAGGAGUCCAUGAGGGGGCGGGGGGCGGGCGGCGGCUCUCCUCUGGGGUGA
This is a messenger RNA of Chrysochloris asiatica (Cape golden mole), 2904 nucleotides long. It is a transcript of the gene ZHX3, whose product is annotated as zinc fingers and homeoboxes 3. Gene Ontology annotation, biological process: regulation of transcription by RNA polymerase II. Gene Ontology annotation, cellular component: nucleus. NCBI's taxonomy places the organism in Eukaryota, Metazoa, Chordata, Mammalia, Afrosoricida, Chrysochloridae. The transcript has a single exon. The record is from RefSeq and is a predicted model, not a curated record. Gene Ontology annotation, molecular function: DNA-binding transcription factor activity, RNA polymerase II-specific; DNA binding. The coding region runs from base 1 to 2904 and encodes 967 amino acids.